Messenger RNA from Grosmannia clavigera kw1407, 1098 nucleotides. RefSeq lists its product as uncharacterized. The record is from RefSeq and is a predicted model, not a curated record. NCBI's taxonomy places the organism in Eukaryota, Fungi, Ascomycota, Sordariomycetes, Ophiostomatales, Ophiostomataceae. The transcript has a single exon. The coding region runs from base 1 to 1098 and encodes 365 amino acids.
AUGCCUCCACAACUACUUCCGGCUUCCGCCGCCGCAUUUGCCCCGAGGGCCUCUUCCGUCAAUGUCGUCCUAGGCAAUAAGGUGGAGCCUUGGUUGACACAGACUCUCAAGCGCAUCAACCGGGUAAAGCGUCCUCUUAACAGUGUGCCGCAGCACCAUCGAUGCCUGACCGAGACGCUCUCGUCGGAGAACGCCAUCUGGACGCUCGCCUCUCUGAUGGUCACCAAGGCGCCCGAGUCAGAGCUUCGCCAGGAUCCCAACCCGCUCGUCGAGGCUGUCUUCAACUACCAGCUCGUCACUAUUGAGGCUUACAUCGUCCAUGUCGAUAUGGUCCUGAGGAACGAGGUUGCCUAUAAGCUGACGCCCGACACCAUCGAGGCCCUGAUUGACUACCACAAGGACAUUCACUGUGUCGAUGCCAGGGCGAAUACCGAGUACUGGACCAACAAGGAGCAGCAGUGCAAGAAGCUGCACAACGACUUCAUCCAGGCCGUUAACAAGUACGUGUACCGCACCCAUGUAACUGCCCUGGAAGGCCUUGAGGAAGACGGUGCCGGUGAGUUGUUGUGCGGAAAGAGCGAGGAAGUCAAGGCCAACAUCCUGAGCCUUUUCAAGCCGCUGCUCCCACCGCCACCAAAACCGGUCGGCGUCUUCCGUCAACCACCGCUGCUGCCCAGCAACUCAACACCCAAUAUGAACAACUUCUGGGCACAUCAGUCUCUGGGAGCAGUUGCGAGCUCGCCGGACUUCAUGGCCGCCAUCGCUGCCACUGCAGCUUCGGUGGUGACUGGGAUCCCGGCUCCCGUCGAUUCCUGGCGAGUGCUCCCCUCUAGCCCAAGCGUUGCCGUAACCUCCUGCGACCCGAAUGCCUCUUCGCUGUGGGCCUCCAUGGGCAUGCAUGAGCUUCAGCACACGCCCUCUCCCGCUUACAGCCAGCCGUACUCGACAGCCGCCCUCUUCUACGGCGGCUCGCAGCUCGUUUCUGCUCCCCUGCCCCAGCUCCCCCUGCCGAGCAUGCUGGCUCCGCAAUGCGGUGUCAGCGUCGGCUACAAUAACUUUGGCUGGGACCGCUACCACGAGUACACGCCUACGAUGUGA